Anas platyrhynchos (mallard) is the source of this 1125-nucleotide messenger RNA. NCBI's taxonomy places the organism in Eukaryota, Metazoa, Chordata, Aves, Anseriformes, Anatidae. The record is from RefSeq and is a predicted model, not a curated record.
AGGAAGUACACGCCUCUGCCCAACUUUCUCAACUUUUGCCCAUUUCCUGGCUGCAAUAACCUUCCCGGGGCAGCUCUGCCCCUAGGGCAAUGUCUGGGGAGCUCUGCAGGUCUGGCACCACCAUCCCAUUGCAGCUGGGUGCCCAGUCCAGGGCCUUCACCCAUCACGAGGGGCUUGUCCCCAGGAGGGGCCUCUCCAAACCUCCAGGGAAACCCAGUGUCUGAGCUCAUUCAUCUCCACCCAUCCAAGGAGGAAUCAAACAUAAGGAACGGGACAAUUUGGAGAGCGCAGCCCCAAGUCCGCAUCAUCCCCGUGGAAACAGGGAACGCCCGUGUGCCCGUGCGCCUCAGCUGCUACAUCUGGGGCUUCUACCCCCCCGAGGUGACCGUCAUCUGGCUGCACAACGGGGACAUCGUGGAGCCUGAUGACUACAACCCCAUCUCGGCCAUCCCCAACGGCGACUGGACCUACCAGACGCAGGUGUCCCUGCUGGUGGCCCCGGUGGCAGGCGACACCUACACGUGCUCAGUGCAGCACAUCAGCCUGCAGGAGCCUCUCGUGGAGGACUGGAGUCUCGGACUGAUGCCGGAGGUGACGAUACUGGUGGCGGUGGCCACUGUGCUGAUGGUGCUGGGACUUGGCUUCUUUCUCGCCGGCGUCUACUGCUUCAGGGCCAGGCCUCCUGCCCCGGGUUACACUCCCCUCCCUGGAGACAACUACCCCGCAGGUAACGGUGUCCCCAUCCCCGUCCCCAUCGGCGAGGGGCAAAUCACCCCAUCUCUCACCCUGUGUGUUCCCCCCUUCCCCAGGCAGCAUCUGAGGACCCCCAGACGGACACCUCACGGCACUGGCGGCUCCCAGUUGACCACAUCUCAGACCUGGUGCUGUGGUGCUGACGAUAAAGAUGCUCCACAAGCCCCACUGGUGUCUCUGCAGUGUUCUGGGCACGGGGCAGAGGCUCAUGCACUCCUACAGAGUCUCACCAAGAGGAGUAAGAGGGUGGGGGCCAUGCCAUGGGACCGCAAAGGGCCAAGCGUGCCCUGGGGUGCUUCAGGCAGGGCACUGCUGGCCGGCCGAGGGAAGGGAUCGUCCUGCUCUGCUCGGCCUGCUGCGGCCUCGCCUUGA